AAAAAAGAAGAGAGAAUUGAAGACGGGAGAAGGGACGAGUGUAGGCAGAAAGACUGACCCUGAGACCUCUGGAAAUAUUGAGGUGCCAUUGCAAAGGUGGGGAGGGGAGUGAGAGAGCGAGAGAGCCAAGCUACUCUCCGCAGCGGCUGAUUGGAACUGGAUAUAUCUAAAUACAUAUACAUACACACAUAUAAAUAUAGACUUCGAGCUGAAGCUGAUGGCAGGAAGAAAAGGUUUUGCUGUGCAUUUCUGGGAUAAGGAAUGAAAGAAGCGGCUGCGCUCCUGGGAAUGUGUCAUCUUGGAGGGGAGGGAGGAAGGGGGAAGGUAACUGGAAUGUGGAAGAAGAUGGGAGCUUAAGUCGCUGCUGUGCAGAGGGGGAUACCAACUUGUAGAUCUGAAAUAUACCAGGCUGAUCUUGGCAAUGAGAUCAGAGCUGCAAUUGCAAUAGAUAGGAGGAGGAAAAGGGAGGCAGAGAUUGGAGGGCUGUCUCUGUGUGUUUCUCUUGCUCUCUCUCGCCCAAGAAGAAAUAGAAGAAGUUUAUCCGUCUCGAUACUGCUGGAUCUCUAUUGCUGCUGGACAAAAGAUGGAGAGGAAGCCGAAAUGAAGAGGAAGGGGAGCCCCGUGCUUAUGAAAUUCAGAGUUAGGGAGGACAAAUCACGCCUCCCCAGGGAGCUUUUGUGCCCCAUCGGGGGAGUUUUAACGUCAGGAAGAUUUUGAGAAGUGGGGGCAAAGAGAAGAGGGAGUGUCAAAAACACCCACCCCACGUGUGUAAAAAAAACAACGAAAUAAGGGAUGAAUUUAUUCUUGACAGCUGGUGGGAACCUUGACUUUUCCUCCACUCUCCCUCACCCCAUUUCCGUUUAAUGUGAGAUUAUGAAAAUGCAGAGGAGUUGGAGGGAAGGCAAAAGGAUAUAACGUGGAGUUUGAAGAGAGGAGAAUGGUGAUGAUGCUGUGGAUGACUGGCUUCUUGCUGAAAUCAAAAAUCCAGUUGCGCACUGGGUUGUGAUUGGAAAUCUAAUCAGAUCUUUGGAGGGGGGGGAGAGAGACCAAAAGUUUAUUGUUUUAACAUUCUAAAUGUAAGAGGAGACGCUGGUGAAGGUGUGUGUGGAGGAAAAUAGGGAAAACAGAAGAAUGGGAACCCCCGACCUAACGUGGAAACACAUGGAUUGGAUAAUUGAUAGUGCAGCAAAGAAGGGGGGAAAAGAAAAUUGCCUGGCCAGACCUGGAUCUUAACAGUCACAACAAAAAAUGCAUUAAAAGAAAACGGCCUCACUUCAGAUAUAGGGUUGUUUAAAAUAAAGAAACUCCUCUCUUCCCUCCAAAGAAAAAAAAAUAGUUGGCAAUGGAGAACAUAGGAGCCAGAAAGGAAAAACCCUCAACGAAAGGAAACUAGGAAAAGGAUCCACACUGGAAUGAAAAGUUUCAGAAAGGAGAAGGACCGUUCUUGUUCUGAUGGAUUUUUUAAAAUGUUUAGCUUUUUAAAAAAAACUCCCCCAGGAAGACAGGAUUUUAAUAAUACAACUACGACCAUUUCCAGCAGAAAAGUUAAGAGCGACGGGGAAAAAAAGGGGGUGGGAGUGGAAAAGAAGAAUCUGGUGAGGGAGAAAAAAAAUCAGCAGGUUGGGUUGGAUUGGAGCCUAUGUGGACUGGAAUUGAUGGAAAAUUGAAGUUGGAGAUUUUAUUUUUAAUUUAAUUCCUCCUUUUUAAUUUUGGCUUCGCCGCUGCAAUGAAAUAGUUUGCCACCCCCUGCCUUUUUCCCCUCCCGCCCUUAAACACUCGGAUUUCCAUCUGGAUAGUCUUCUGUGCAAUCUGAAAUACAAGCCCUGUUGGAACUAGCAAGAAUCCCUGCUUCCUAGUGAGACAUACAACACUUGUUUGUAUCCCUUGAUGGUUCUAUUGCAUCAGACUUCAAGUUUGUGACACAUUGAGACAAUUCAAAUUCCAGAAGGACCAACACCAAAUAAAUUAUGAAUGUUGAACAAGAUGACCUUACAUCCACAGCAGAUAAUGAUAGGUCCUAGGUUUAACAGGGCCCUAUUUGACCCCCUGCUUGUGGUGCUACUGGCUCUUCAACUUCUUGUGGUGGCUGGUCUAGUCAGGGCUCAAACUUGCCCUUCUGUCUGCUCCUGCAGCAACCAGUUCAGCAAAGUGAUCUGUGUGCGGAAGAAUCUGAGAGAGGUUCCAGACGGCAUCUCCACCAACACACGGUUAUUGAAUCUCCAUGAGAACCAGAUCCAAAUAAUUAAAGUGAAUAGCUUCAAACAUUUGAGACACCUGGAAAUCUUGCAGCUGAGUAGAAAUCACAUUAGAACCAUUGAAAUAGGGGCCUUCAAUGGUCUGGCCAAUCUCAACACUCUGGAACUUUUUGACAAUCGUCUUACCACCAUCCCUAAUGGGGCUUUUGUAUACCUGUCAAAACUGAAGGAGCUUUGGUUGAGAAACAAUCCUAUUGAGAGCAUCCCUUCUUAUGCUUUUAACAGAAUCCCUUCCUUACGUAGGUUGGAUUUGGGGGAACUAAAAAGGCUUUCAUACAUCUCAGAAGGUGCCUUUGAAGGUCUAUCCAAUUUGAGGUAUUUGAACCUUGCCAUGUGCAACCUUCGAGAGAUCCCUAACCUCACACCACUCAUAAAACUGGAUGAGUUAGAUCUUUCUGGGAACCAUCUGACAGCCAUCAGGCCGGGGUCCUUCCAAGGAUUAAUGCAUCUUCAAAAAUUGUGGAUGAUACAGUCCCAGAUUCAAGUGAUUGAAAGGAAUGCCUUUGAUAACCUUCAAUCACUGGUGGAAAUCAACCUGGCACACAACAACCUAACACUACUGCCUCACGAUCUCUUCACACCACUCCGCCUAGAACGGAUCCAUCUGCACCACAAUCCUUGGAACUGUAACUGUGACAUUCUUUGGCUCAGCUGGUGGAUUAAAGACAAAGCGCCCUCCAACACUGCAUGCUGUGCUCGCUGCAACACACCUCCCAGUUUGAAAGGAAGGUACAUCGGUGAGCUGGACCUGAAUUAUUUCACGUGUUAUGCUCCGGUGAUAGUGGAGCCACCAGCAGACCUCAACGUCACAGAAGGCAUGGCUGCAGAACUGAAAUGCCGAGCAUCGACCUCCCUGACCUCUGUAUCUUGGAUUACUCCAAAUGGAUCGGUUAUGACACAUGGGGCAUACAGAGUUCGGAUUGCUGUGCUCAGUGAUGGCACAUUAAAUUUUACAAAGGUGACCAUGCAAGACACGGGCUUGUAUACCUGCAUGGUGAGUAACUCUGUUGGGAAUACUACAGCUUCUGCCACACUGAACGUCACUGCACUGGACAAUGGUUACACAUACUUUUCAACUGUCACAGUAGAGACUAUGGAACCUUCUCAGGAUGAGGCACGGACCACAGAGCAGAUUGGGCCCACACCAGUUAUUGACUGGGAGACCACCAAUGUGACAACUUCUCUUACUCUACAGAGCACAAGGUCGACAGAGAAAACGUUUACCAUCCCAGUGACAGAUGCAAGCAAUGGGAUCCCAGGAAUAGAUGAGGUUAUGAAGACUACCAAAAUCAUAAUUGGUUGUUUUGUGGCUAUCACUCUCAUGGCCGCUGUGAUGCUGGUAAUUUUCUACAAAAUGAGGAAACAGCAUCACCGGCAGAACCACCAUGCUCCAACACGGACUGUAGAGAUCAUUAACGUGGAUGAUGAGCUUACAGGUGAUACACCCAUAGAGAGUCACUUGCCCAUGCCAGCGAUAGAGCAUGAGCACCUAAAUCAUUACAACUCUUAUAAGUCUCCUUUCAACCACACAACAACAGUUAACACAAUAAAUUCAAUACACAGUUCAGUGCAUGAACCGUUAUUGAUCCGAAUGAACUCAAAAGACAAUGUACAAGAGACUCAGAUCUAAAAUAUUUACAAAAUUGGGGGGAGGGGAAAUACAAAAAAAACAGUUUAUAAAACAAAUGACACAAAUGACUGGGCUAAAUCUACUGUUUCAAAAAAAGUGUCUUUACAAAAAAAAAGAAAUUUAUUUAUUAAAAAUUCUAUUGUGAUCUAAAGCAGACAAAAUUAUGUGUAUUCCUCAAAACCUCUUUUUGCUGCACUUAUUUACCCCUCUUCCUCCUUUCUCCCUCCCCUACCUGCCCCAACCCCAUUUGCCAUAUUUUUCAUAGGAGAUCUUGAUUCCCUAAAAGAACUGGUCUAGGAAAUUUUGUAAGAAUUCUGUCAUACUUUGGGAAUUUUUAUGGUGAACUCUAGUGGUGAGAUUCAGUCGAUUUUGUCUCUUAUUUCUGUUUUAUUUUUUCUUUUCUCAUACCCUUCUUGAAAUGGUUCUACAGGGAAUGGAGCAUUAGUAGUAGAUUUGUAAGUGAGAAACAAGGAACAAGCAACAAUAACAACAAAAAAGCAAAGUCUUUUAUUUUUUAUUUUUCAUGUAAUGACCUGUUCUGUAUUUGCCAAGAGGACCAUUCUUUGGAAGAAGAAACAAAAAUCUAAGAAAUUAAUUUACUUGUGAACAUCUACAAAAACCACAAUCUUUUAAACAAUUAUAGAACCAGAAUUUGUAGUUCAAACACUAAAAUAAGAUUAUAA
Messenger RNA from Gopherus flavomarginatus (Mexican gopher tortoise), 4568 nucleotides. It is a transcript of the gene LRRC4C, whose product is annotated as leucine rich repeat containing 4C. Gene Ontology annotation, biological process: modulation of chemical synaptic transmission; synaptic membrane adhesion; regulation of axonogenesis. Gene Ontology annotation, molecular function: cell-cell adhesion mediator activity. Lineage: Eukaryota; Metazoa; Chordata; Testudines; Testudinidae. The record is from RefSeq and is a predicted model, not a curated record. The transcript has 3 exons. The coding region runs from base 1972 to 3885 and encodes 637 amino acids. Gene Ontology annotation, cellular component: glutamatergic synapse; plasma membrane; postsynaptic density membrane.